Molecule: messenger RNA, 1762 nt
Organism: Daldinia caldariorum
Lineage: Eukaryota; Fungi; Ascomycota; Sordariomycetes; Xylariales; Hypoxylaceae
Product: caspase domain-containing protein
Exons: 7
Coding region: 419-1675 (418 amino acids)
Biological process (GO): proteolysis
Molecular function (GO): cysteine-type endopeptidase activity
Source: RefSeq, a predicted model, not a curated record
AUACAUAUCUACCUAGGUACCUAAGGUACUUUUUUUUUUACUUAUACCUACACACUAACCAGCUCCGAUCAAUACAUACAUCAUACCCAUUAAUCCACACGCGAACCGAUAUACAAAAACAUCGUGAACACCUCCCCUUCGUCACAAAAGCUUUAAGACUUGCCUAUAAGAACCUACUACCUUGCCCACCCCCCUCCGUCGGCAAAAUCCCUCCCCCGCCUACACUCGCCUAUAAUACCCCCCACGAGUUCAUAGGUAUCACCAUCACCGAUUUAUAUAUCACGAGUCUCUGUUACCACCAAACCUUACCUAACCGGUAUUCACUCGUCCCACUAACAACCACACCAACCAACAUCGCGAAUAGUAUAAUACGAAUAGUACAAUAUAUAUAUACAUAUACGCAGCUUAGAUUCUUGACAUGUCGGGUUACGGUUACCCAGGAGGAUAUGGUCCGCCGCAGCAACAGUAUCACGGCAAUUAUUAUCAACCCCCACCCCAGCCAUACAACGGAUACCCUCCUGCCCAAGGAGCACCUCCCGCUCCUUACGGAUAUCCCCAGCAACAAAACCCUCCUCAACCUUACGGAUAUAACCAGGGCCCACCACCACAGCACGGCGGCUACGGCCAACCUCUAAGUCAAUAUGGUAGACCUGGACUACCGACGGCGAACUCGAAUUCCUAUAACCAUGGCAAUUACAACGCACCUCCUCCACCGCCUUCUGGACCUCAACAUUUCGGCAGCGGCGCUCCUCAAAACUACGCGUUUCAGUAUAGUAACUGCACCGGUCGACGGAAAGCUUUACUUGUCGGCAUAAACUACUUCGGUCAGCGCGGCCAACUUCGGGGAUGUAUCAAUGAUGUGAGAAAUAUGUCGGCAUACCUCGUCGAACACUUCGGCUACAAACGAGAAGAUAUGGUUAUUCUUACCGACGACCAACAAAACCCCAUGAGCCAACCGACAAAGCAGAAUAUUCUACGGGCUAUGCAUUGGCUUGUGAAGGAUGCAAGGCCCAACGACUCGCUGUUCUUCCACUAUUCGGGGCACGGCGGUCAAACCAAGGAUCUGGAUGGUGACGAACCCGAUGGUUAUGAUGAAGUUAUAUAUCCUGUCGAUUUCCGACAUACUGGACACAUUACCGACGAUGAGAUGCAUCGUAUCAUGGUUAGACCACUGCAAUCCGGAGUACGGUUAACGGCCAUUUUUGACUCGUGCCAUUCCGGUACCGCGCUCGACCUUCCGUAUAUCUACUCCACCCAAGGAAUACUCAAGGAACCGAACCUGGCCAAGGAAGCGGGACAGGGCCUUCUCGGUGUUAUUUCUUCCUACAGCCAAGGAGAUCUUGGCGGCGUUGCGAAUAACAUCAUGGGCUUUUUCAAGAAGGCCACCAGCGGAGAGGAUGCGCACCACAGAGCCAUGGCGACCAAGACUUCGGCAGCAGACGUUAUCAUGCUUUCUGGAAGCAAAGAUGAUCAAACCUCGGCCGAUGCAACAAUCGCUUCCCAGGCUACCGGUGCCAUGUCGUGGGCCUUUAUAACCGCCUUGAAGAAGAACCCUCAGCAAAGUUAUGUACAACUACUCAACAGCAUCCGGGACGAGUUAUCCACACGGUACACCCAAAAGCCUCAGCUCUCCUGCAGCCACCCUCUGAAUACUAACCUGCUAUUUGUGAUGUAACAAAGCGGAACGGGACGUUGACGGGCGUCUCCUGGGCGGAUGUCGCAAUGAAGUUAUGCAUUUGGGGGGGGUGGGGGGGGGGUUUGG